Amaranthus tricolor (Joseph's coat) is the source of this 1912-nucleotide messenger RNA. RefSeq lists its product as uncharacterized. Gene Ontology annotation, molecular function: S-adenosylmethionine-dependent methyltransferase activity. Lineage: Eukaryota; Viridiplantae; Streptophyta; Magnoliopsida; Caryophyllales; Amaranthaceae. The transcript is spliced from 8 exons. The record is from RefSeq and is a predicted model, not a curated record. Bases 115 to 1224 code for a protein of 369 amino acids.
GGCACAAACCAAGCCUCUCAUCUUCCCUCUCUGUCUCGACAGUCUCGUGCUCAAUCCUCACCACAACUACCGUUACAGUACCAGUGUACCACAGUUUCUUUCAAGCAUUCAUCAAUGUCGUUAUGUUCCAGAACUCUCACCUCUACAUUCUUCAACUACAAUGGCUGCUCAAUCACUACUCACAAAUCAUCAACAAAAGAAUAUGUUCGUAGAUUACCUAAAAUCCAAAUGACGGCUUCUUCAUCUGAUACUAUCGAAACUUAUGAAGAAGGGAAGCUUGAUAGACCCAAAUGGAGUGGACAAACUCCUCUUUCUCGUCUUGUUGGAGCUCUUAUUUCAUUUAAACCUCUUUACUCUGUUAUGAAGAUUGGGGCUCGACAAGCUCUCAUCAGCACAGCUGAGAAAAAUAAUAUUCCAUGGAGGGAGAUGACCAAGGAGAUUUUAGAAUCAGAGGUCUACAAGGAGAUGGAGAAUGUUCAGAACCCGAAUCUUGUUUACCCAGAUUAUUACCUUAAUCCCUUCCAUGCUUAUGAUGAAGGAAAUCUUUCAUGGCUGGCUGCAGCAGAGGCAGAGCCUGCCACCUUAUCUAUCACAAAAAGAGCUAUACCUGAUGCUUCCUUGGAUGAAGCAAUCGAUAUAGUACGUGGUAACUGGCUUCGAGCAGUAGAACAACAUCAUCGACAAUACUCUGGAAAUUCCACUGCCGAGGACAUCUUAGACAUUGGAUGCUCUAUUGGUUGGAGCACAAGAUUUUUAGCCGAUAAAUUCGCUUCUGCUAACGUUACUGGUCUGGACUUGUCACCAUAUUUUUUGGCUGUUGCUCAAUUCAAAGAAAAGAAUGGACCUCCAAGGGAAAAACCCUUAAAAUGGGUGCAUGCAAACGGUGAAGAUACGGGCUUGCCUGCCAAGUCAUUUGACAUUGUCUCAAUUGCUUAUGUGCUUCACGAGUGUCCAGCAAAGGCGACUGUCAAUUUAGUGAAGGAAGCAUUCCGGCUUCUGAGACCAGGCGGCACCUUCGCCAUCACAGAUAAUUCGCCCAAGUCAAAGAAACUUCAGGAACUGUCUCCAGUACUAUUUACAUUAAUGAAGAGCACAGAACCUUUUCUUGAUGAAUACUACCUGAUUGAUUUGGAAGCUACCAUAAGAGAAGCCGGGUUUGUUCAUGUUGAGACGAUUCUCACAGAUCCCAGACACAGGACAGUCACAGCAACUGUUCCAUGUUGAACAUUCGAUAUGAAUGGUGCAUAUCAUCAUCAUCAUACUCAAUAUAUCCUGCUCAUAAAAGCUAUGAUCAGGGUCUAAAUAAACGGUGCAUAUAUUUACUGUUUAUUUGUAUACAGUCCCAAUUAGCAACUCUAUAACUCAAAAUUUAUGGUAAAUGAUCAGGAUCUGAAUGAGCAUUUUUUUAGACAUCUUCUCUAAUCUCUUUAUGUUUUCCUGAGUUGUCACAAAUUAACAUCUUUGGAGAUAUUUAUUUGGCAACUACGGCUUGGCCGGUUUGCUUGGUGGUUCAUGGGGCCAAGCAGAGCUCGACUUGAUAUGGGCAUGGAAUCGAUAACACUCCUUCGUUUUGUAAAGUUCGCCCCAAUACAAUCAGAAAGCUCUUACAAAAAUGGUAAAUUAAGAAUGAAUUUAAGUAUUGGGGAUAUGCAUGUUUCUUUACAUUAGGGACUUCAUAAGAUGUUUUAUGACCUUCAAAAGACAUAUUUAGGCAAUCUUUUUAUCAUAUGUACUAUAGGCUAUGGCAUAUGAACAACCUUACUUGUUUGAAACCUUAAUGCCCUACCCAUUUCAAUCGCAUUCAAGGUGGAUUUAUGGUCAGUAAAUAAUGUCAACUGACAACAUUCGAUUUAUAUUUAGAAUUAAAUACUUAGAGAUAUUAAUAUAUGUGUCGGUUAAGUUAAUAAAAGCU